Molecule: messenger RNA, 2901 nt
Organism: Botrytis fragariae
Lineage: Eukaryota; Fungi; Ascomycota; Leotiomycetes; Helotiales; Sclerotiniaceae
Product: putative carboxylesterase protein
Exons: 10
Coding region: 1-2901 (966 amino acids)
Molecular function (GO): protein binding
Source: RefSeq, a predicted model, not a curated record
AUGGCUGCACAAUCAGGAAAUCCUCGAACGAAUCGAGGGGAGACUUCUCUUGAUGCGGCAAUGCGAGCGCCUUCUACUACCACUCCAGACAUCGUCGUUCUCAGCUUUGUGGACGAAGAUAUUAAGGUCAAAGAAGUGGCAGAUCCUAAAAAGGAUCUCUGGGUAUCUAGUGUCGAUGGUCGCUAUUCAUCACCGAUGAUACCGAUUCGUGUCGGACCCCAUGCCCAAACAUUUUAUGUUCACCGCGAUAUACUCACCAAAUCGGAAUACUUCAGGAAGGCGUUGGACGGAGGGUUCAAAGAAGCCCAAGAUCAAGCCCUUGAUUUGCCUGAGGAAAACCCUACGCUGUUCGAGUUUGUCAUUGCGUUCCUCUAUGAGUCCAAGUACUCUCCUUUGCGUCCUGUCGCAGAAAUCCUAGUCGCCGAACCUGAAAAGGGUAAGGGAAGAGAACAGAACGAAGAUGGAAAUGCUUCAGGUAGUGAUGAUGGAUCAGACAGUGGAACCGCAAGCGAUGAAAGUGCCAGAAGUCGGAGAAGACGCGAAACUCGUCGCAGACGUCAAGAGCGAGCCUGGGAACAACGACAACGAAAGGAAUCUGGACGUCAUCGGCCGGAUUGCAAUUGUGCUCAAUGUACCGUGGAAACCUUUGGUCCAACCUGCUGGAACUGUGGCGUAACGAGAAGAAUACCUCCACCCAGAAAUCGUUGGAUGAAUGGUCUCCCACCACCACCUCAGCCAAUGCCGGUCAUGGGUCGUAAUGGUUAUCCUCAAGCCCCUGGUCCGAGAGAUCGUAGAAGAGGCUCUCGAAACAAUGCUUUGGAUGAGCCUCCUGUGGAGGAAAGAAUGUCUCAAGAAGACUUGAGAACCUGGUCAAUAGCGUAUUCUAUAAGCGUCGAAGUUUACGUUUGCGCUGAGAGAUAUCUGAUGCAGGACUUCAAAACUUGUAUAUCCGCAUUCAUCGUAAACAAUUUCGAAGUUGCUGGAUCAGAUGCUGCACUACCUUCGGUUUUGAAAUCAUGUAAAACUUUAUAUGAUGGUGUAAGCUCAAUGGAUCCUCUGCUCAAAAAAGUCUUUGCUAGAGUUGGUUUCUUGCAAGCUAGAUUGUGGAAGAAGUAUCCCGAGGAAACCUCAAAUUUCUUCAUGGACAAUCCGGAACUAUCGACGCUAAUUCUUAAGGAAAUGGCCGAGAGGAGAGAGGAGGAUGUCAAAGAUGAUUUGCCUGCCAUGGAUCGUCCUCCAUUGCCACCUUCGCCAAGAGAAGACAUAAUGCAAGACAACAGCGGGCACCACAACGAUGGUACCAUUGAUGCGCAUCUUUUCCUUAUACCCUCCGCGUUUAUGGAAGCAAAGGCUAUUGGGAAGGACUGGAGUUUGAGGGCAGGUCUUGGUCUUGAUCGCAAAAUCCCCUUUGCAGCUCCUCCAACUGGGAACAAUAGGUUUAGAGGCCCACAACCUCCUCUUCCUAUCACAAAUGGAACCUAUAACUCCAUUCAAACAUUUCCCGCUUGUCCUCAAAAAGGUAAUGUUGGAUCAGAGGACUGUCUUUACUUAUCCCUUUACUCUCGCCCAUGGACGUCCAAUCAGCCACUUCGACCAGUCAUGGUAGUUUUCUUCGGAGGCGGAUUCAUUCAAGGCGGUGGUUCGCUGGCAGUUCCCCCUUCGGCCUAUCCCAUUCUCAAUGUUUCUGCUCAGAACGAUAUACUCUUUGUAUACCCCAAUUAUCGUGUCAAUACAUUUGGAUUUCUCCCAGGAAGAGAGAUUGCAGAAGAUGAAAAUUCAGAUCUAAAUCCUGGACUGCUGGAUCAGAGAGCAGUUCUUGAAUGGGUAAAUAAGUAUAUCGAUCAGUUUGGCGGAGACAAAGAUAACGUGGGCAUUUGGGGGCAAAGUGCAGGAGCGGGAAGCGUGAUCGCACAAGUUCUCGCCACUUCCGGGGAAACCACUCCACCCCUCUUUAAUCGUGCUCUCGCUUCCUCUCCUUUCUGGCCCAAAUCAUACACCUACGAUGCUCCCCAAGCUCAAUCCAUCUAUGAUACCAUGACGGACCUGACAAACUGCACUGGUGCUAUCAAUGGCACUCUACAGUGUUUGAAAUCUCUAGAAUGGGAGGUUCUAGCCGAGGCCGCGCUAGUUGUUGCGGCGAGUCAUACUUGGAAUACUAGCAGUUAUACGUGGGCGCCAGUUAUUGAUGGGAAGUUCCUGAAGAAAACUUUGAGUGAAGCGACGGUCAAUGCGAAAGGUGGCCGUGGAGGCAAAGGGGAAAUCGCUAUUACAGGGGGUUGGGGCAUGUAUAAUGCGCAUGAAGGUGAAAACUUCGUCCCCUCCGGUCUUCAAAACGCCACCGACACCGGUACACCACCCUUCAAUUCCACCAUCGCCUCCUUCAACGUCUGGCUCGCCGGCUACCUCCCCUCCUUUUCCAAAUCCCAGCUCGAUGCCGUGCGCGCCCUAUACCCUCUUUCCGGCACUGCAGAGACCUUUCCAGCCUACAACACUACGUACGAGAGAGCAGGACUCAUAUACCGGGACUCGGUAUUGGCGUGUCCGGCUCUGUGGACGAGCAAGGCGGCGAGUGGGAGCGGGUGGAUGGGAGAAUAUACGAUCAGUCCCGCGAGACAUGGAAGUGAUACGAUCUAUUGGAACCAAGUAAACGCGGUCCAAAAAUCGCAACCGCUCAUCUAUCAAGGCUACGCAGGAGCAUUCGCCUCCUUUAUGGCCACCGGAAACCCCAACCAGCAUAAGCUGACAAAUGCAUCGGAGCCGGGCGUGCCAGAAAUCAAUACCGGCAUGGAAUAUGUAAUUGCGAGUGACGGGUUCGAAAAUGUGGGGAUUGAUGUGGGAAGAAAUAGCUUGGAGGCAAGGUGUGAGUUUUGGGCCAGUGUUGCGAGAAGCGUGCCGAUUUAG